Messenger RNA from Gaeumannomyces tritici R3-111a-1, 2338 nucleotides. RefSeq names its product mitochondrial distribution and morphology protein 10. Gene Ontology annotation, biological process: establishment of mitochondrion localization; mitochondrial outer membrane translocase complex assembly; phospholipid transport. Bases 726 to 2303 code for a protein of 525 amino acids. Lineage: Eukaryota; Fungi; Ascomycota; Sordariomycetes; Magnaporthales; Magnaporthaceae. The record is from RefSeq and is a predicted model, not a curated record. The transcript has 2 exons. Gene Ontology annotation, cellular component: ERMES complex; SAM complex.
GGUUGUUCCCCCUCCAAGAAAGGAAUGCGGGGAUGUUUUGUUUGGUCACGGGCGCUGCUGCUUGUGGGUGUGUUGGCCGCCGACAGCAGCCGAAAAGGACUGAUGUGGUCGUCGGGUUUGCCCACGUCGGGGGCCUUUCUGCCAAGAACAGAUCAACAGAGAUUCAGGAUCCUCGCCGACGAGUCCAACAAAGGCCGAUGGCGCGGGAAAUACGGGACUCGUGAGUGGCACAUGAAAGGGAGCCUCUCUCGCUUCCAGAGCCCAUCAUAUCAUGCAGGCUGCCCGGCCUCUUGAAUCAGCCCACUCUGUCAGCCUGCGCCCACCGCGGCGAACAGCCAACAGCUGAAUCCAACGGAAUGGUCCGGAGGGGAGUGCAAGUGUCAGUCAUGUGAUUGAAGCCGUUGGUGCGAUGGCUAUGACUGAAGCUAUUCGCGGUUAUGGCACCAUGAAAUGAUUCUAAUUUGUUGUUACAAUCCAAUCCUUUGCCAAUCAAUUGGUGGAUUCCGCGUUGUUCUACACAGUAUUAUGAGUUGGCCUCAGUCUAGGUAUCGAGGUGCCCUGCAGCAGCAACAAAGCUCGGGCCACAUCAGGUGGGUGUGCUUCGUCCAUCAAUUGCCAACUCUACCGAAAUUUUUACCCAAGGCCGUUGAGCGCCCCCUGUCCGAGACGUUUCCCCUUGCGCACAGCGCCGUCUGCCCUUUGGAACCUGGCGAUUCCAAGAGCCGAUGAUGCGCCAGUUCGAGGACUAUUUCCUCGAGUCUUUCGACCAUGCGACGGGCUGGUACCCGGACAAUCGCUACGAGGGCCUCAAUGACACCGCCGACAGGCUCAUGCAGUUCGGCCUGCCAAAGCUCAUGCAGUUCCGCCUCCCGACCGGCCUGAACCUGUCCUUCUCGUCCCUCGCGACCCCCAACUUUGCCACCUCGUACCGCCUGGGCGCCGGCGGCAGCUUCGACGGCUCCAUCUCGUACCUCUACUCUUCUGUGCCGCUCAGGGCGGUCCAUUCCAACUCCAAGACCAUACCGCUUCCGGCCCUGCUGCGGUCGUACAGGCCGCUCCAGCCUCUGCCCCCCCGAGCCGCCGCCGCCGCUGCCGCCGGCGAGACGCCCGCGCCGGCGCCCGCGCCGGCGAUCCCCCCCGAACGUCUGACCGCCCAGGAGGUCUUGCAGGACUUUGCCAAGCAGCCAUGGUUGGUCUUUGGGAGGCUGUUCUUGCCCCUGUCCAUGCUCGAGGCCCAGGUCACCAAGCGCAUCACGCCGACGUUUCGGCUGCAGGUCAAGGCUGUCAGCCAAAGCGACUAUCCCAACGGCGGCAACAUCCUCGGUAGCCUGCAGUUCAACAAGCCUCACUACGGCGUCGAGAGCCUCGUCUGGACCGAAGGGGGACUGCUUGUUCUCAGGGGCCUGUACAAUUUUGGCGGCGAUGCCGCGCCGGUCGGGAGUCUGGCGCCGACCGCCGCGGGAAGCGCCGUCGCCGACCACGGCUCUCUCCCCUCUGGAAAUGGUGGUAAUGGCGGCAGUGGCGGCAACGGCAGCGGCAAUGGUCACGGAAACGGCCACGGCAAUGGCAAUGGCAACGGCAAUGGGCACAGCAACGGCGGAAGUGGGGGGACGGUGUCGGAAGAGCGCGAGAGGAUAUACGGGCGCUUUAGCGCUGGCGGUGAGAUAUUUUAUGGUGUGCUCAACAAGACGGCCGGCGCGUCGGUCGGGGGCCGGUUCGCGACGCUGCCGGCGCACCGCGGCACGCCCCUGACGGCGACGCUGACGCUAGCCCCGCUGGUGGGAAACAUCGGCGCCACAUUUGCCGUCAUGGCGCGAGACAAGUGCUCCUUGUCGACCCGGUUCGACUUUAACGUUUACAGCUACGAGAGCGACUGGACCGUCGGCAUGGAGCUUUGGGGCACCGGACGCGUGGCGGGCCUGAUCGACGGCACCAAGACCGACGAGGGACCGGCGGCAGAAUCUGCCGCUCGCAAGACGGAAAUAGAAGCGAGCCCGCCGAGGAAAAAGGAGCGAAGCUUCCAGGCAAAGCUGGAGUGGAGGCUCGACGACGACGCCAGUGGCGGAGGUGAGGCCCCAUCGCCUGCGAAGAGCCAACCAGCGGCGUCGGAGAAGUCCGACGGCAAGGAGAAGGAGCCCUUCUCCGGCGUGCUCAAGGCACGCAUGGACCAGCACUGCCGAGUCGCUAUGCUCUGGGAGGGGAGGCUAAAAUCGCUGAUCUUCAGCCUGGGAACCAUUGUAAGCCUGAGCCAGCCAGAGCAGUCGUUCCGCAGCAUCGGCCUCGAAAUACAGUACUCGUCAUGAUUGCAGAAGCUGUGUCAAGAAUGUGUCUCUCUGUG